This is a messenger RNA of Lottia gigantea (owl limpet), 864 nucleotides long. RefSeq lists its product as hypothetical. The record is from RefSeq and is a predicted model, not a curated record. The transcript has 6 exons. The coding region runs from base 1 to 864 and encodes 287 amino acids. Lineage: Eukaryota; Metazoa; Mollusca; Gastropoda; Lottiidae.
AUGUUAAUGUUAACAUUAAAAAGGUUUCUUUUUGGAAUUUUUCUGUUGGAUCAUCUUAUCAUAAGGAAAGGAUUUUCUGUUCAGUUUCUGAGCUAUGAUCCCGAAGAGAGAACUUUCUGGGAUGCUUGGAACAUCUGUCAAGUUUACAAUCUGACCCUUCCGGUUCUUGAAACUCGAGAGGACUACGAAGAUUUCUGGAAUUUUCUAACAACGUCAGAUAUGGACGAGUUGUGGCUAGGGUUACAAUGGAACAACCUAUAUGGUGGUUUCUAUCAGUGGUUAAAUGGAAACAUUCUUGGAAUACAAAACUGGGCGAUGUUCGAACCAAGAUCUCAAACUGGGCAGAGAUGUGUUUACGCUGGAUGGAAUCAGAAAUGGUUCACUUUACUCUGUUCAAGCAAUAAAAAGGUCGUCUGCUUCUACGAAGGUCACAGAUACAGAAAACCUAAUCACUCUAGAGCACCAACUGGCGUGGCUAACUACACUACAGCCUUUGAGGUCUGCCGGGAAACUGGUGGACGAUUGCCCGUGCUAGUUACACCCGCUGAUCAACGGCUACUAUUUUCAACACGUUACAGUGAUUUCUGGCUGGGGUUGGUAGAAAAUGAUGGUCAAUUUGUGUGGAUUACUGGAAAGAAACUGGAAAUGUAUUAUUGGACCAAUGAUGGCGGACCUGGUUUCCACGUGCGUGCUCAUAAACAUGAUUUUGACCCCUACGUUACCAUGCAUUCUCCGCCUGAGGAGUUUAAUCGUGAAACUGAACAUUUCUGUUGCCAAAAUAGAUCAAUUAAAAACGGUAAAAGGAUGUCGACACGUGGAGCCAUAAUUACUUCAGAUUGGUUGAAAGAAACGCCAUUCCCCUAG